UCCAGACUGAUCUCCUUUCCCAUAAGCAAACAAUCGUUAAUUGUCCCUAAUUGUUUGUUGCAUUCGGUAGUGGUGUGGUGCUGUCGUACGUACGCCCCAUUUGCUCUGUCGCGAGCCCCCAUUUCCAGUCUCUUUAUUCAUCCAUUUUCAAGAAUCCGUCAUCUCACCAAGAAACCGCUUUCUUCCACUUCCCAGAAAUCGCAGUCCCUCGCUGCUAUUGGAUUGGUUGGUGAUCUUCGAUGGGCUCGGGAUGGCUUCUGGAUUUCCUCAAGGGCAUGGUGAAGCCGGCCUUGGCCUUGGCCGUGGUGCUCAUGGCCAUCAUCUUGUCCUACUUGCAGAAGCUCGGCCUGGAGGGCGACAUGCUCUACUCGAUUUCCCGGGCGUUUCUCCAGCUCUCCGUCAUCGGAUUCGUGCUGCAGUUCAUCUUCAGUAGGGAGAACGCCGGCUGGAUUGUCCUCGCUUAUCUUUUCAUGGUCUGUGUAGCUGCUUAUACAGCAGGUCAACGAGCCAAGCACGUCCCUCGCGGCAAGUAUGUGGCCGGAGCCUCCAUUCUUGCCGGCACUGCAGUGACGAUGUUGCUGCUGGUUCUGCUGAAAGUUUUCCCUUUCACUCCUCGGUACAUCAUCCCAGUGGCCGGAAUGAUGGUUGGCAAUGCAAUGACAGUCACCGGGGUCACCAUGAAAAGGCUCCGGGAUGAUAUCAAGGUUCAGAUGAAUCUGGUGGAAACGGCAUUGGCUCUGGGGGCUACUCCCCGGCAGGCGACAUACCAGCAGGUCAAAAGGGCUCUGGUCAUUGCCCUAUCGCCGGUCUUGGACAAUGCCAAAACGGUUGGUCUGAUAUCACUUCCCGGCGCAAUGACUGGCCUCAUAAUGGGCGGAGCUUCUCCUCUGGAGGCCAUUCAGCUGCAGAUUGUUGUCAUGAACAUGCUGGUCGGCGCAUCGACUGUUAGCAGCAUUAUGUCGACGUACCUCUGCUGGCCUUCCUUCUUCACCAAGGCCUACCAGUUGGAAACCAAGGUCUUCGCUUCAGACUGAGGUUGGUUUAGUUAUAUAUACUCCCCACUGCUCAUCCAUCAACAAUGCUGAUACUACUUGCUAAGAAUAUCGGAUCACCAUUAAGAUGAGAACUACAAAUCCUCAAUCUCUAUCAGAUUUUGAAUUCGAAGAAUUAUCUAAUACUUCAUGAUGAAGCACUGAUGUACUUGACCAUCAAGAAUUAGGCAGCUAAAACUGCAAGAUUAUUACAGAUUAUGGAACCUUUUUUCUUCCUGGAAUCCUUAGAGCUUCAUCUGUUCUUCCACUUUGCUUUCCCUUGGGAGAGGACUUGCAAACAUCCCAUCAUUUACAAUGCAUAUAUUGCUGAGACAAUGAGAAGCUUUCGAAUCCAAAAUUUUCUCUUGUUUUCCAGGAAAGUAGACUUCAAGACACAUCUUCAACACAAGACAAAAUGGGUCAAGAUUAUCUCUUCAACCACGCUCUGGAAAAACCAAUAAAAGGGGUUUCUUCUGUAUGUUGGGUUUUUAGAUCUGUGUUCGCUCGUGAUAUAACUUUACAGUUACAUAGGAAUUUGCGAUUUCUUAAUGUCGGCUAAGAUGAUUGUAAUUGGGUCGUGAAUCACGAUCUUUGUACAUGGUAACGUUUGGAAUAUUGACAGCAAAUUAUUAUUAUUAUAGUUAUAUUUUAAACGCCGACACAA
Messenger RNA from Diospyros lotus (date-plum), 1695 nucleotides. Its product is annotated as protein ALUMINUM SENSITIVE 3. Lineage: Eukaryota; Viridiplantae; Streptophyta; Magnoliopsida; Ericales; Ebenaceae. The transcript is spliced from 3 exons. Bases 240 to 1034 code for a protein of 264 amino acids. The record is from RefSeq and is a predicted model, not a curated record. Gene Ontology annotation, biological process: response to aluminum ion.